AUGCGGCGAGUGCCCGAUGGGGAAAGCCCUGAGGAGGCCCCGAAGGGCACGACAGCGCAAAGCCAGCCUCCCCAGCAGUUUUUCGAUCAUAGCAGCACCACUUCAGCGUUCUUCCGCUCAUCCGAGCCACUGAGAGGUGAGUCAGUCUUAGGAAGAGGCAGAGAGGAGUACGCCUCUUGUUCAACGGGCUUCGCAAAUUUCGAGAGCACCCAGCCACACGUUCUCCGCAGUCCUCCUUCAGAGCGCAGCCGAGGCCCUCGCUUCAAUGCUUUUGUAGAUGUCGUGUAUUAUGACUCCAAAGCCAGUCAGCAAGAAGACAUCCGUGGGAGGACCGAAGCGUCAAGGCUUUCAGAGAGCGACGAAGCUCAGAGACACACUGACUUCUCCCCCGCGGGUUCCUCCGAAGAGGCUGAGGAGUGCGUGCCCCCUCUGGUGAGGCGGCCUGCGCCUCCUAGUGGUGGAUCGACUGGCCUUAUGGGCCAGAGCGACACAGCGCACAGCGAGAGAGAGGGAGAGUUUUUCAGGUCAAGCUCCGACAUCGAAAAUGAAGGAACGCCUUUGCAGAGGGAGCUCGACUCGAUUAAGCUGCCCUGCAGCAGUUACUUGCCGCGAUGUGUCAAACUGGGGCUGACCUACAUCGUUGCAAUUAACCGAGAUUCUUUCCUUGAGACCAAAGGUCCCUACCGAGUACUCCGACGCCGUUUCAAAAGCUUGAGGCCUCUUAUGUUCAAGCGCGAGAAAAUUGAGUCCGAGUUCGCUGAUUUAAAUUCUAGGAGAAUGCCAUUGCAGGUGCUCCUGGGCGCAUUUUUGUUAACUUCUGUGCGCGUGGCGAUCACCGCAAGCUCUAUAAAAACAGUGCGCCUUGGCACGCUGGGUCUGUUUUCUUACAACUGUAUGGGCCUGGCAGAGGCUGUUGUACUACUUCUUAUCCCUUACCAUCUCGCCUCUAUCCGGUAUGCUUUCUGUUUUUGGCUGACGCUUGUCGUCAUGGUUUGGGCAGUGCCCAUUUGCGGCCUUUCGGCAAAAUUGGCAGCUGAGAUCUUUCAGGAUAAAGAAGAAGGCUUCUGGUUCUGGUCUCCAACGCUCUACUUCGUCCUCAUGAUUUUUGCUAUCGUGAUGGACCAGUCAUGCUUCCUGCAUGAGCAGAAGAGAAGGGUAUUAUUUUGGAAGCUGAAGACUGCGGACGAUCGCCUGGAACUCCUGGAAGACCAAAUAUUCCAUAAACGCAAGAGGAAACAGGCGAAGGUGCCCUCAACUCCUUUGGAGAGCGUCCUUAAUAACAUAGAUCUUAUUCAAGGCUUGCUCUUGAGUUUCCAAGAUCUAGAUGAAGAAAAAGAACGUGUGCACUUCCUGUUGAACGAGGCGCGGCACAACUUGACCUUGACCGACAAUAUAUACCAGUUCAACGCAGAAACUUGUAGCGACAAGUUCGCUAGAAGCUAUGUGUCCGAUCUUCGACGAGAAGGUAUAAGCAGGCCUCGGACACUCUCUCGUAUGACAAGCCUCGCUGCCAGGAGAAGAUCGCGGCUUCAUGGAUCUUUUCCUGGGUGUCUCCUUCAGACUCUGCGAGAGAGCUUGUCAAAAGUUGGGCUAGACUGGAAUUUUAGCUGCAUCACCCUUGGGAUUAUAAGCCACAGGCCCAUAUUUGACGUUGGAUAUACCAUUCUCUCUCCUUUUAGCUUGUCCCCCGAUGUUUCUCUCGAUCGGAAGGCCCUGAGCAACUUCCUACAAGAACUAAACGACCACUACAAGGACAACCCGUACCACAAUGCGCUUCACGGUGCCACCGUCUGUCACAUGACGCUUUGCCUGCUCGAGAUGCUGAGCGUCCGCGACAUAAUGAGCGACUUUGAGGACGUUUCCGCCUGCAUCGCGUCUUUGAGCCACGAUGUGGGCCACCCGGGCCGGAACAACAACUUUAUGAUCGCAGCUAACACCCCCCUGGCCAUUACAUACAACGACGAAUCUGUUCUCGAGAAUCACCAUGCUGCGCUAACCUUCCGCAUCCUAAGCAAGCCUCAGUGCAAUAUCUUGGAGAAAGUUUCCCAAGAAGGAUACCGGCUGAUCAGGAAGCUGGUGAUUGGGUGGAUCCUUGAGACUGACAUGAAGAAGCAUUUCGACCACAUUGCCAGCUUCAGGACGAGGCGAAUGAACGCAGAGUUCAGUCUCGUCAACAAUGAGGAGGACAGAUCACGGACGAUAUCGAUGUGCAUCAAAGCGGCAGAUUUGGGCCACGCGGCCACGGAUUGGGAGCAGCAUCAGGAAUGGUGUCGCAGAGUCUACAUCGAGUUUUAUGAGCAGGGUGAUGAGGAGGCGGAAAUGGGGCUUCCAAAGUCUUUUCUUUGUGACCGUUCGGUUCACGACAAGGAGUUCCUCCCCGCACAGAUAGGCUUCAUUACCUUCGUUGUCAAACCACUGUACGAGGAGCUGAAGGCAAUGGAUGACACUUUGCAGCUUCCUCAUGAACAGGAACUUUCCAAGAUUUGCAUAGCUAACUUGGAGGCAAACGUAGCUUUGUGGCAAAAGAAGGAAAAGGAAGCGCAGAGCAUAGCUCAAGAAAACUGA
This is a messenger RNA of Cyclospora cayetanensis, 2565 nucleotides long. RefSeq names its product high affinity cGMP-specific 3',5'-cyclic phosphodiesterase 9A. Bases 1 to 2565 code for a protein of 854 amino acids. Gene Ontology annotation, molecular function: 3',5'-cyclic-nucleotide phosphodiesterase activity. The transcript has 15 exons. Gene Ontology annotation, biological process: signal transduction. NCBI's taxonomy places the organism in Eukaryota, Apicomplexa, Conoidasida, Eucoccidiorida, Eimeriidae. The record is from RefSeq and is a predicted model, not a curated record.